Messenger RNA from Panthera uncia (snow leopard), 675 nucleotides. RefSeq names its product olfactory receptor 6M1-like. Gene Ontology annotation, cellular component: membrane. The record is from RefSeq and is a predicted model, not a curated record. NCBI's taxonomy places the organism in Eukaryota, Metazoa, Chordata, Mammalia, Carnivora, Felidae. Gene Ontology annotation, molecular function: olfactory receptor activity; G protein-coupled receptor activity. The transcript is spliced from 2 exons. The coding region runs from base 1 to 675 and encodes 224 amino acids. Gene Ontology annotation, biological process: G protein-coupled receptor signaling pathway.
AUGGAUGAUAAACCCAAUUUCUUCAACUAUAGUUAUACUCCCGGUAGACUUUGGGUGGAGUUUAUCCUCCUAGCGGUGAUGUCCUUUGACCGCUACAUGGCCAUCUGUAACCCCCUGCGCUAUACCAUCAUCAUGAACAGCAACGUCUGUCUCCUACUGGUUCUGGGAUGCUGGGUAGGAGCCUUCUUCUCAGUGUUGUGCCCAACUAUUGUGGUGUCCAGACUGCCCUACUGUUAUAAAGAAAUCAGUCAUUUUUUCUGUGACAUUGCCCCUCUGCUACAGGUGGCCUGCAUAGACACUCAUUUCAUUGAGAUGAUAAACUUCCUCUUAUCUUCCCUCGUCCUCCUGACCUCGUUGGUACUCACCAUUGUGUCUUACACCUACAUCAUUUCUACCAUUUUGCGCAUCCCCUCAGCCCAAGGACAUCAGAAGGCAUUUUCCACCUGUGCUUCUCACAUCACGGUCGUCUCCAUUGCCUAUGGGAGCAACAUCUUCAUGUAUGUGAGGCCCAGCCAGAGCCGUUCGCUGGAUUUUGACAAAGUGACUGCUGUUCUCACCACUAUGGUGACGCCUCUUCUGAACCCCUUCAUUUAUAGUCUAAGGAAUGCAAAGGUAAAAAAAGUUUUGAGAGAAGCAAUCAGCAAAAUCAUGUCCUUAUUACACAGGAGAACUUGA